CGAUGAAAUUUGAUAUUCGGCACCGAGCAUGUAAAGUUAUUGCCUCAGUAUCAAGGCUAAAAUAUAACCACCAAUCUGCCCAUGUGGUCAAUCUCGAAAUCCGUCAUACUUCGAUACGGUAACCCAAACACCUCAACUAGUCCUUGAAUAUCAGUCCAACUCUAAAGCUAUUCGCAUAACAGACAAAAUUGUCAACUCGUCUUCAAUAUGGUUGUAAGUACCUUCCUAUUACCAUACUAAAUCUGCACCAGCUGCGCCAGUCGUGCGCACAUUCUACGAUACUGAUUGCUUCUGCUAUAGCUUCCCUUGGGCCUACUCACGGCCGCACAAGGCCACCCUAUGUUGGUCGAGCUCAAAGAUGGCGAGACCUUAAACGGUCACCUAGUUUCGUGCGAUACUUGGAUGAAUUUAACACUGAAGGAGGUUGUGCAGACUAGUCCGGUAUGAAAGAUCCAAUCGGGAUGGCCAGGGGUUUUUGGUUGGAAUGCGCUGAAGCUGAAGCUUUCAACUUAGGAUGGCGACAAAUUUACAAGGUUACCGGAAAUCUAUGUUAAAGGAAACAACGUACGUUCAUUUUGGGAGUCUUGAUUAGGAAAGCUGUGUUCUAAUCCAAACCGCAGAUCAAAUAUCUACGAAUGCCAGAUGAAAUCAUCGAUUUAGUAAAGGAUCAACAACAGGGUCAGCAAGGAGGAUACAGAGGUCGCGGAGGCAACAGGGGUGACAGAGGUGGUGAUAGAGGUCGUGGUGGUAGAGGAGGAAGAGGAAGAGGAAGAGGUGGGAGAGGGGCUUGAAAGAUUGGUGGUGGUGGUGGUAAUGGGUAAAAAAUGGACUCGAAGAAACUACAUAAUGGCACUUAUGACACAUUGAGUGCAUUGGGGCGACUAUAUUUCCUUGUUAUGAACAUCAGAAGAUUUUGAUGUGUGCAGGAAAUUGCCUUGAAGUGAUGCGGGCAUACUUUAGGUCCGUACAUGAUAUGAGAAAUUCUUGAGGCCAUAUACAAACUACCUAGUAUGUCUCAGCAGAUUCUCAAACCCUCAUAUACUCAAAGAUUUUAGCUCACAAUAAGAAAAA
Molecule: messenger RNA, 1071 nt
Organism: Sclerotinia trifoliorum
Lineage: Eukaryota; Fungi; Ascomycota; Leotiomycetes; Helotiales; Sclerotiniaceae
Source: the annotation of a GenBank genome assembly